Gongylonema pulchrum is the source of this 258-nucleotide messenger RNA. The record is from the annotation of a GenBank genome assembly. Lineage: Eukaryota; Metazoa; Nematoda; Chromadorea; Rhabditida; Gongylonematidae.
AUAUGUGAUGUGGAAUCUCAGUUAUUGUUAUGGCAUUUUACUGUAAACAACGAUAUUGAAUUUUCAAUUGUCAAGGCGGAGAAUGGCGGUGAACGUGUCGUGUGGCCAAAAGUGACGCUAACAAGUUUACAAGCACCAGAGCAAGGAUUCAUCAAAUGUGAUCUUGGUAAAUAUAAAAUACGUUUCGUAAGUCCGAAAAAUUCUUGGUUCCCAACCAAGCUUCAUUAUGUUGUUGAAUUUCGUCCUGAUUGUCAAUAA